Molecule: messenger RNA, 8040 nt
Organism: Trichomonas vaginalis G3
Lineage: Eukaryota; Parabasalia; Trichomonadida; Trichomonadidae
Product: beige/BEACH-related family
Exons: 1
Coding region: 1-8040 (2679 amino acids)
Molecular function (GO): protein binding
Source: RefSeq, a predicted model, not a curated record
AUGUCGCCUGAAGUCAAAUCAGAGAAAAUCAUGCAGUUAUUUAUGCCAUACAUGUUCCGUACUUUUAUCAAAAUCUCGUAUCGAUUUUCAAAAAUUUUUCAAGAAGCUUUUAAGGGUGAUGAACAAAUGCAAAGACAACUAAAUAUGAUAACAAAUGUCAUUCCUAUUGCGUUUUCUAUGCCAAAAGAAUUUGCCGCCGAAUCAUUUUUUCUAUUCAAUAAUGUACUAAACAUUAUGAUAGAGUUAUUUGAAAGGAAAUCUCCACAAAUAUUGACAUAUUUUAAUUCGAACUACUUAUCAAGAGUUCUCCACAUCUGCAUUGAUUUUAUCAAAAAUACAAAAGACUUCGAGCAAUAUCAUUUUAACAUAUAUCAUUAUUCGGUCCAGUACUACAACUUCUGGGCGGAGAACUACAUGAAUGACUGCUUUGGCAACCUACAAAUGCACGAUUUACAAAUUUCUCUCAAUACGUUAGUUGCAUCAGGGAAAAACGAUCUCAUUAAUAAAUACAUCUCAAAGCUAUUAACUGUUGUCGAAAAAUCCUUGAUUUUACUAAGUUUCGUCUUUUUACAUACAUCAACGAAAAUUGACCAAGAGAAAUGCUUUGCUCUUGGCAAAACCAUACUGGGAUUCUUUAAAUUCAUGAUAUCUCUCGGUCCAGAAGUCGAAUCAAAGAUUUGGAGUAAUGAUUCAACUCAAUUCUUAAUUGUUUUCAUCGGAUGGACAAUUAACAUCUCUCCUAUCAUUGAAGAACUUCCAACAUUCAGUUAUGAUCAAAAAGAGUUCGAACUUGUUAAAGAUUACGCAAAGGUUAAAGAAAAAACGGUUUGUUCACCUAAUUUUUCUUUUGUUGAACAGAAGACUUUCCAAUUACCAAUCUUUCUGCAUAGUUUAGAAAGCACAUACAACGAAAAUGAUCCGAAACCAUGUGUUUAUUUCUCACCAAGUCAUUCAUUGAUCUCAGAAAACUCUAAGUUAAACGACUUGUCACGUAUCCUUGUCGAAUUGACACAUUACAAACUUGGUCAUGAAUUUAUCAACGUCAUCAUGUCAAACUCAUUAAAGUUUACUAAACAAAUCUGUGAUCAGAAACUUUUCCAAGACUCAAUCACUAUUGGUCCAGAAUUACUUUCAUUGACACUUAAUUUUUACAUCAUUGACUUACUUAUUCUUUGUGACCACAACAAAGUUGCACUUGCACUUGAUAAUGUUGAUGGUUUCCGUAUCCUUUCUAACUCUCCUGUCUUCAACAUUCAUUAUAACCUUUGGUCAUCAAGUCCAGAAAACAACGUUUUGAACUUAUUCAGUAUUCUCAAGAAAUCACUUUUCCAGAUGAUGAACGUUAUAUGUGUUGAUUGUCCUAAAUAUGCAGUUACGAUCUUUGGACAUGUUUCAGAACUUUUAUCCGAAUCAGCACCAGAAAUCGUUGACGACGUCAUCUCAUUUGCUAUCAAUCUUUUCAAGAUGGAUCCGAAACGAUUCAUCAACAUCCUUUCUAACACAAACUUCCUUUCUGUUCUUAUCAAAUCUAUGUAUUCACUCCAAACAUUCCAUAUUUCUAUGGAUUUAGAUGAUAAAUACAAAUCAUUUUCAGCCAAGAUUUCAUUAACAAGAACUAAUGCACUUACAUUCAUUGAUACAUUGAUUCGAAUCGAAUGUUCGAAAUAUUAUCUCUUUUCACGAGAAGAAUUUGUUUCAUUAAUUUUCCAUUUUUUAUUCGAAAAACCAGUUCAAGACUUUUCUCUUGCAUGUCUUAGUAAAGGUCUGUUUUUGGACUCCUCUAAAUUUAAUACAUCACAAACACAUGUUCCAACAGACUACAUCUUCUCAAACUUAGCUUCACUGUUUCGUAAAUCAACACAACAUAUCAAUGAACCAGACUAUUACGAUUUAGUUUGUUCUAUUUUGCGGUUAUUAAAAGAUGCGUUUACAACGAAUAAGAAGUCAUUAAUUGGUGCAGCAGAAACAUCCCAAUACAUGACCGAGAUUAGUAUUGUUUGCAAGAAUAUCAGUGUUUUCAAGAAACGUCGAAGUAUGACAAAUUUAAUCUUAGAAACAUUCAUUCCACUUACGUUCGACAACGCUCGGAUGCGAUCAUUGUUAGUUAAAGAACCAAUGAAGAACAUCACAGCAUCAUUAGUUGACCAAAAAGUCAAACAAGAAACAGUUGAUUUACUUUUACAACUUGUUUGCGAAAUUCCUAUUGUCAACAUGAGUUGUACAAGUAACAUCGAGAUCAAGAACCAAAAGAUUAUUCCAUAUCUUCACGAGAUCAUCAAACAUUUGCCUGUCCACACGAAAGUUUUCCAAUUUAUCUACCAAAUUGUUGAAAACUCAGUUACAAACAAACUUCAAGUUUACAAAUCCAAAUUACCUAUCACAAUCCUUCAGUACAUCUCAUCAUUCGACAGUUCUAUGUCUAUCACUGACAAGCAACAAAUGUCUAUUGAUAUUUUGAUGAAAUUGUUUUCGAGUGUUUCUGUUUUUGCAUUCAAAUGGAAGACUCUUUUUGAACUUCUUAAAAUCAUUCAACCUCGUAACGAAAUGCGAAUGUGGUUUACUGAUUUACUUGUUACAAACAUCAGUACUAUUUUGUCUACAAUAACACCAAAAACACCACAAUCAUUUAUUUCAUUCCAUGGCAAACACAGUGGUUUGUUUUUACCACGAAUUCCAACACAUUUCAUCAACAAAGGAUUCACAUUAUUGCUUCGAUUUGAACUUUCUAGUAACUAUCUUCAAGGUGGUAAUCAUCAACCACGAUUGUUUUCAAUGAAGAACAUCAACGGCAAAACACUUGAAAUCUAUUUCGAAGACAACAGAUUAGUUGUUACAUACAACGCCAUCAAGACACUUGGCAUCCACGAGACAACUAUCGAACUUUCACCACACACGUGGUAUCACAUUGGUGUUUCAUUAGAACGUCGUUUGUUGAAGUUAUAUGUUCUUGGUAAUCUUUGUGAUACAUAUGAAAUCACAGGAAUGAAAUUCGAAUCAGACAUCGAAUCUAUGACUAUUGGUAACACAAUAUUAUCAGAGCUUAAAUAUGAAGAACCAUUAAUUGCAAACCUUUCAUGCAUGUACAUGUUUUCAACCGCUCUUUCAGCAGAGACAAUCAAAAUGAUGUCCGAUCUUCCUCUUGAUUUUGUUUACGGAUUCCAUCCAAUAUUACAGAAACUUUUCCCAAACUUACCAUCAUCACUUUUCACUGAACAAAUUUCAGAUUCUAUGUUUGCAUGUUAUAAUUCACGAUUUGCAUUGAACAACAUCUGUGUCAACAACUCGAAGAAAGACAUCGGUAACGCAAAAGUUAUUGGUGAUGUUUAUUCAUUUUCUACAUCACUUUGCGAUGUUUUGUUGAAUCUUGGUGGUUUGAAAACAUUUUUACCAUUGUUCAGCGAAGUCGAACUUCCAGUUUUCGAUCAAUACGAACAAGAUUCAAGUAGAUUUUUAGUUCAUUUGAUUGAGAUGGUUGUUAAUUUCUGCAACACAUCUGCUGAGAUCAAAACUGAUUUCUUUGAAGAUGAUGGUUUGAAGUGCAUUGCAUUCUUACUUUCUAAGAUGAAUCCAGAGACUAUAACUGAAAAUUUGAUCACAAAUUUACAAAAACUAUUUGACAAACUUUCUAACAAGAAAUACAUCAAACUUAUGAUUGAAGACAUCUGGUUCAAUUAUUUCUUGAUUGGAUUACAGAGUUCAACAAUUAAACUUUGUUUCAUCAAAGUUUGUUCUGAUUUAAUUCAUGGUGUUUACUCCAAAUUAGUUUCUGAAGUUGUUAAUGUUUGUCGAUUGAUGUUAUUUACUAUUUCCGAAAAAGACGAAAACGUUCGUAAAUCACUAUGGAAAGUUAUUCGUUCAGCAAGCAAAAUCAAGUUGACAUGGGAAGACAAAGAGAUGUUCUUCAACCUUUGUUUCAGCUUAAACAUCUCACAGAUGCGUAUCGAAUUGAUGUAUGUUUUGUAUAACUUAUGUGUUAAAAACUAUCAUGGUAUUUGCGACAAAUUUGUUGCAUUUGGUUUUUACACACCAUUUGUUAGUAUGAUGUCCAGUGAUAGUGAAGAACUUCGUAUCAUCUCAUUCAAGUUCAUGCUUCUCAUCAAGACAUUGGAAGACACCGGUGUUAUUACACGUCAAAGUUCCAUUUGUUUUGAAGAUUCAUUUUUGAAAGUUAUUUACAUUUACAAUCCAGAAAACAUCACAGAGAGUACAUGGUCCGUUGCAACACAAGCAUUCCUUGAUUCUCCUUCAUAUCAAACUGCCUUGAUUCCAUAUAUUUCAUUUAUUUCACAGUUCUACAAAUGGUCACGCAUUGAAAAGUUCUUCAACACAAUCGACCAAAAUACAAUGACAGUCACAUCUCCUAUUUUACAUUCAUUUAGUAAAUGCGAGAUUUGGUAUUUUUGGAUAUUCUACACUAUGGUCAAUGCUAGUUAUCCAGAAUACAAUGUUAACAACAACUCUGUUUUUCUUGCUAUUUAUUCGAAAGUUUUGAUUUAUUUCAUCAAAAAACAAUAUUGGGACAAAUUUUAUGAAUUCGAAGCGUUUUUCCUUGAUCUUGAGAAAACAGUUAAACUUAACACACCAUUUAUCUUGAAAUACAUUUACCACAAACUUCUUAAAUUAUUACAACUUUUCUCAACAGUUUCAAAUGAAGAAAUCAAUUUUGUUUUUACAGAAAUUUUUGAAUAUUUGUUUUAUAUUCCAGACACAGAAAUUUUCUACAACAAUGUUUCAUUGAAAUAUUGUAUGGGCGAAAGUCUUGAAGAACCACUUACAUCUGUUAUUGACUCACAAACACCAUGUAUCGACAUCUUAUCACAAAUUUGUUCUAGUUGCAUGACACACAAGGUUAAUUUCUCCGUUCGUAUCGAUCCACGUCGUGGUGGUACUAUUCCAUUAAGUGGCCAAGUUGUUAAUCCUAUCAAAUGGUUGGACAUCAAAGUUGCACGUCAAUUAAUUGGUUUCAUGACUAAAUUCGCUAAUCUUCGCGAUGGAACAUACAAAGUUCAAAACAGGAAGAUCAAAUACUCAGAAAUCAUUUCAUUCAUGCUUGGUUUCAUCAUUCAAUCAUCACCAUCAAAGAUCACAAAAAUCUCCGGCUUUUUGAAAUCGUUGGAUUUCGACACAGAAACUAACUUCGAAAUUUUCUCAUAUUGCAGUAUUUGUGCUAUCCGAACAUACCAAAAGGAUGCAUCGUACCGUAAACAAGUUAAUGAUUUACUUAUUGGAUGCAAGUCAAUCAUCUCCAAAGUUAUUUUAAAUGGUCAACCACUUGAAGUUCACAACAUUUUGGAAGAUUCCGAUAUUAUGUGCAAAAUCUUUGAAAGCACAAAAGAUAUUAUUUUCAAUUUAGAGCAAACACUUGAAGACAACAAAUUAGAUAUUUCGAAACAGACAUAUUUAGAUCAAGUCUACCAGAAGUCUAAGAAAACACGAGAAAUCAUUGUUCAAACACCACACUUUUUGUCAGACAAUGUUCUUAAAAAUGUUUUGCGUAAGAAAGAAGAAUUCAAACAACAAAUUAUUUCACAUUCGAUUUCAUGCAUGAAAUCACACGCAAAUCUUUUCAAAGACUUGAAAUCUAAUGGUGGUCCAUGGUCUACUACAGGCGAAAUCAAACAUUGGAAAGUUUCUAAAGAACUUGAUGACCAAUAUCGACAAAUUUUCAUGCGUCCUAAUCUUAAAUUUGAUAUACACAUGAAAGCAUCAUUGAUGCGUGAUGGCACUACUGCUGAAGCUGCGCAAUCUAAGUACGAACGAUGGCUUGACGCCAACAAGAUCAACAUUAUUGCAGAAGACGAAGAAGUUUCACAACAAGAAGAUGAAGAAACUACAGAAACAACAGAACACCGUGAUUUCUCAUUCUUCACAACAGCACAAAUGAUCACAAUCAAGAAAACAUAUGAAGGUACAUUUUAUGUUAAUAAGAACGAACUUAGUUUCAACGAUGACAACAAGAAAUCAGUUACAAUCAAACUCUCAGAUCUUAAGAUGGUUUUACACAGAUCUUAUUUGCACAUUGAUUCCGGUCUUGAGUUCUUCAUGAAGAACAACAAAUCAGUCUUCAUCUAUUUUCCUAAAGGCGACAGGAACAAAGUUCUUAAACACUUGAAGCACUCCAAACUUCAUGAUAUCGAAAUCCUUCAGUACAAGAACAACAUCCGUGAGUGGAUCGACAAAUCUACAUACGACUGGCAGAAAGGUUUGUUGUCUAACUACGAAUACUUGAUGAAACUUAAUUUGUUUUCAGGUCGUUCAUUCAAUGAUUUAAGUCAAUAUCCAAUCUUCCCAUGGGUUUUGAGCAACUACACAAGCGAAAGUAUCGAUCUUAAUGAUCCUAACAACUACCGCGAUUUCAGUAAACCAGUUGGUGCAUUCAAUCAACAACGUCUUGAAAAUCUUCAAGAAUUGUUAGCCGAAUACGAUGAUGAUGCCGUUGAUAAAUGUUUGUAUCGAUUCCAUUAUUCUACUGCUUUCUAUGUUGUCCACUUCCUUGUUCGUGUUGAACCAUACACAAGUAUCCACAUCGAGUUACAAGAUAACAUGUUCGACAAUCCAAACCGAACAUUCCGAUCUAUUCCAUUCUGUUGGAAGAAUAUUACAUCUACAGCACCAGACUUCCGUGAACUUAUUCCACAGUUUUUCAGUCUUCCAGAGAUGUUGAUUAACCAGAACAAAUUCGAUUUAGGCAGUACACAAGAUGGCAAACAAGUUAAUGAUGUUGAAUUACCACCAUGGGCUAAAUCAGCAGCUGAAUUCAUCCAAAUCAACCGUAAUGCAUUGGAAUCCAAAUAUGUUAGUGAACACUUGCAUUUAUGGAUUGAUUUGAUCUUCGGCUACAAACAGACAGGUAAAGAAGCCAUCUUGGCUAACAACACAUUCCAUAAAUACUGUUACCCAUCAUCAAUCACUAAAGAAGUUCUUAAGAAUCCAAAUGAACUCAAAACAAUCCAAAUUUACGCAUCUAAUUCAGGUAUUGUUCCUCGCCAAAUCUUCAAUUAUCCACAUCCUAAGCGUAUCUACACUCGUCAGAUGUCUAUCACUCGUCUUAUGCUUUUAGGUACUAAACUUUGUUGGAACAUUCUUAUGAAAUUCAAAUCACCAGUUGUUUUCAUCGGUCAAUCUAAUAAUUCCAUUCCAAUAUUGACCGCACAAAGUGAUUUCCUUUCUAUUCCUUUGUCAUCCAAAUGGCGAAGUUCAGUUCAAGACAACAGUAUCAAACAAGUCCCUCUUGCAACAAUCAAGAAAUAUGUUACAUUGCCAGAUACAGAACAUAAUUUCUUUGUUAUCACAAGUCGUAGUUUCGAAUACAUCCAAGAAAGUUGUUUAUUUGUUGCAUCAUCUCCAUGGGAUUCCACAUUUCAUGUCUUCAAAGUUGAAUCGAAUUCAGCACAUUACAUUUACUCACAGCGUCAGAACAGCUCAUUGAUCUCCGGUGUUACAAGCAGCCACAAGAAAGGUUUGAUUGUCACUCGUUGGCAAGAUUCAUCUAUUUCCGUUUGGGAUGUUGAGAAACCACAACAAAACUGUUUCCUUUACCGAAUUCAACCACAUUUGACAUCAUUAGUUGAUGUUGAUGUUUGUUCUAACUUGAACAUCAUUGUUUCACUUGACAAGUCACGUACUGUUAUCAUGACUAAACUUUCAAGUGGUCAUUACAUGCGUCAUUUCAUUGUUGAAGGUAAUGAUACAUUGAAGAACUUGUUGAUUGUUUCAGCCGGCUACAUCAUCAUUGCAAGCGAAUCAUCAACUAAUGGUCGUUUUACAAGCACAUUACGAUGCUACACAUUCAACUCCAUUCUUUUGAAGACAUUUUCAUAUGAAUCAACAUUGUCAUGUCUUGCAUGUAUCAAAUCAUCAACAUCUCCAAUGCUUGUUGCAUCAUUUUCGGAUGGCCAUUUCUCAUUGAUCGAAAUUCCACAGAUGCUUGAAAUCAUUUCUACUAAGAAAUUCACGAUGACAAACAUUGUUUAUAACGAAGAACAUAACUGUUUAUUUGCAUCUGAUUCUAAUGGCAACUUAUUAUAUUUAGACCUUUAA